AAGCCACAACUGUAAUCCGAAGUCUCAAGAAAUAUAUGAGCGCGCGCUUUUAAAACCCUAGAAGGUGGGAGUUGAGCAUUGCCUCUGCUAUUGCCAUGGGGGCUGACAACUCAUCUUCCGGGAGAAUACAGGCUCCUCACGCUCAUUUCUUUGUCUGGAGAGAGUUUGUUUGGGGAGCUAUUGCUGGGGCUUUUGGGGAAGGAAUGAUGCAUCCAGUGGAUACCAUUAAAACACGCAUGCAAAGUCAAGCAAUUAUUGGUGGAAUUCAGAAUCAGAAGAACAUACUACAGAUGGUGCGGUCUGUUUGGCAGGCUGAUGGAUUAAGAGGCUUUUACAGGGGUAUAACACCAGGUGUUACUGGGUCACUUGCUACUGGUGCAACAUAUUUUGGUGUCAUAGAGUCCACUAAAAAGUGGAUUGAGGACAGGCACCCUGGUCUUGGUGGCCACUGGGCACAUUUCAUUGCUGGAGCUGUUGGAGAUACACUCGGUUCUUUUGUGUAUGUUCCAUGCGAAGUGAUAAAGCUACGCAUGCAGGUUCAAGGCACAACCACAUCUUGGAAUUCUGUCAUUAUGAAAGAUAGAAUUUCGAUGAAGCCUAGCACUCAAAUAUAUGGUUACUACACAGGAAUGUUUCGUGCUGGUUACUCAAUAUGGAAAGCGCAGGGCUUAAGGGGUUUGUAUGCAGGAUACUUGUCUACACUGGCAAGGGAUGUCCCAUUUGCUGGACUGAUGGUCAUGUUUUAUGAAGCUAUGAAAGAAGUGACAGAAUAUGGGAAGCAAAGAUGGACAUCAAGCUCGAAUUGGCAUGUUAACAGUUCUUUAGAGGGACUUGUGUUAGGAGGCUUAGCUGGUGGUCUUAGUGCUUAUCUCACUACUCCCUUGGAUGUCAUCAAAACAAGAUUGCAAGUGCAGGGUUCAGCUAUAAGGUAUAGUGGUUGGUUGGAUGCGAUCCGGAACAUAUGGGCUAUGGAAGGCAUGAAGGGGAUGUUUAAGGGUAGCGUCCCUAGGAUUACAUGGUAUGUUCCCGCUUCUGCGCUAACAUUCAUGGCUGUGGAAUUCCUCAGAGAUCAUUUUAAUGAAAGAGAUGCGUGUGGAAAUUUUCAAAAAGUUGCUACAUUACAAGUGGACAAGAAUAAAUCUUCUGUAUAGCGUUCGGGUAAGGUUUUCUGGCUGAAUAGUGUUACUUCGCAACCGAUUUUUUUGGGGCAAUAUUGUAUGAAUCGUUGAAAUUCUUAGACAUCUCAAUACAUGAAGAGAAAAACCAAGUGUGAGCUCAGAAUGUUGAGCCUCAGGAAAAUGAAUGCGAAAAUUAUUAUUUUUUGGGUCUUAUAUUUAAA
Neltuma alba is the source of this 1339-nucleotide messenger RNA. Its product is annotated as mitochondrial substrate carrier family protein E-like. The transcript has 9 exons. The record is from RefSeq and is a predicted model, not a curated record. The coding region runs from base 96 to 1151 and encodes 351 amino acids. NCBI's taxonomy places the organism in Eukaryota, Viridiplantae, Streptophyta, Magnoliopsida, Fabales, Fabaceae.